Drosophila subobscura is the source of this 902-nucleotide messenger RNA. Its product is annotated as alcohol dehydrogenase-related 31 kDa protein. The coding region runs from base 47 to 886 and encodes 279 amino acids. Gene Ontology annotation, molecular function: oxidoreductase activity, acting on the CH-OH group of donors, NAD or NADP as acceptor. NCBI's taxonomy places the organism in Eukaryota, Metazoa, Arthropoda, Insecta, Diptera, Drosophilidae. Gene Ontology annotation, cellular component: cytoplasm. The record is from RefSeq and is a predicted model, not a curated record. The transcript is spliced from 3 exons.
CGUAACUUUAGUAAUAGAAAAGAAGUCAAGAAAAGCAGGAAAAAUAAUGUACGAUCUGACGGGUAAGCAUGUCUGCUAUGUAGCUGACUGCGGUGGCAUUGCACUGGAGACUAGCAAGGUUCUCAUGACCAAGAAUAUAGCGAAACUGGCAAUCCUCCAGAGCGUGGAAAACCAACCGGCCAUCGCUCGGCUUCAAUCCAUUAAGCACAGCACACAGAUCUUCUUCUGGACCUUCGAUGUGACCAUGGCCCGACAGGAGAUGAAGAAGUACUUCGAUGAGGUCAUGGUCCAGAUGGACUACAUCGAUGUACUAAUCAAUGGAGCAACCCUGUGCGAUGAGCGGAACAUUGAUGCCACCAUCAAUACAAAUCUGACCGGAAUGAUGAACACCGUGGCCACUGUGCUGCCCUACAUGGACCGAAAGAUGGGCGGAUCGGGUGGAUUGAUCGUGAAUGUCACCUCUGUCAUAGGAUUGGAUCCAUCGCCAGUCUUUUGUGCAUACAGUGCCUCAAAGUUUGGUGUGAUUGGGUUCACCAGAAGUCUAGCGGAUCCCCUGUACUACACCCAAAAUGGUGUGGCUGUCAUGGCCGUCUGCUGUGGCCCCACCAAAGUGUUUGUCGAUCGGGAACUGAAUGCCUUUCUGGAGUACGGUCAAACCUUUGCCGAUCGCUUGCGUCGUGCACCCUGCCAAUCGACUGCCGUCUGCGGCCAGAAUAUAGUAACUGCCAUUGAAAGAUCGGAAAAUGGACAGAUUUGGAUUGCCGACAAGGGCGGAUUGGAGUUGGUGACCCUACACUGGUAUUGGCAUAUGGCCGAUCAGUUUUUAAACUAUAUGCAGAGCACUGAUGACGAGAAUCAGGAACAGUUUGUAUCAGGACAGCGAUAAGGAGUAUCGGAAAUUA